This is a messenger RNA of Gekko japonicus, 4313 nucleotides long. It is a transcript of the gene TPCN1, whose product is annotated as two pore segment channel 1. Gene Ontology annotation, cellular component: lysosomal membrane; endosome membrane. Gene Ontology annotation, molecular function: monoatomic ion channel activity; voltage-gated channel activity. The transcript is spliced from 25 exons. Gene Ontology annotation, biological process: transmembrane transport; monoatomic ion transport. The record is from RefSeq and is a predicted model, not a curated record. Lineage: Eukaryota; Metazoa; Chordata; Lepidosauria; Squamata; Gekkonidae.
CGGACGCUGUUGGACCAGUUUGGGAAGCAGCAGUGGUGAGGUUUGGCCUUCAAAAGUGUGCGUCAGCAUCCACCAGAAGAUUUCUGCUUUGCUCCUGACAGUAUUUGAUCCUGCGUAUCCCAAGGGUGUUUGCUCUGGUAGGGGCCAGAGUUAUUCAGGGUAUGAAUGAGAUGUCUUCCUGGACUGUUUCCAGUUUGGAAGAUGUGCCCGAUCUUUGACAAAGCUGUGAUAAAAGCUUCUGCUUAAAACAUUGACUGGACCAAAAACAACAAAACCCAGGAGGAGGUAUGGCUGUGAAUGUGGAAGAUGAUGAUGUUCCCCUUAUUCUCACCUUGGAUGAAAGUAGAGGCCAUGUCUCUGCGCCAGAGGAGCCCCCCAGUGAAAAUGGAGGCAGCUAUGACUUCAUCAAUGAUGUCCCCAGUCCAGCUGCUGGGGUCUGCUACCCUCAACGGAGACAUGUGAGAGACAACUGGGAAAUGAACUACCAAGAGGCAGCAAUCUACCUCCAGGAAGGAGAAAACAAUGACAAAUUCUUCACGCACCCCAAGGAUGCCAAAGCACUUGCGGCCUACCUCUUUGUCCACAAUCAUCUCUUUUACCUAAUGGAGCUGACUACGGCCCUGCUGCUCCUGCUGCUGUCCCUCUGUGAGGCACCCGCAGUGCCCAUGCUUCGACUUGGCAUCUAUAUUCAUGCUACCCUGGAGCUGCUUGCCUUGGCAAUAGUAGUGUUUGAGCUGUCUAUGAAAAUGAGAUGGUUGGGCUUCCACACCUAUAUUCGGCACAAAAGGACCAUGGUCAAGACCUGUGUGCUGUUGCUGCAGUUCAUCGAGGCGAUAGUGGUGUUGGUGCGCCAGACGUCACACGUCCGGAUCACGAGAGCCUUGCGUUGUAUCUUCCUAGUGGACUGUCGUUACUGCGGAGCUGUCCGAAGAAACCUGCGGCAGAUCUUCCAAUCUCUCCCUCCGUUCAUUGACAUUCUCCUUCUCUUACUUUUCUUCAUGGUCAUUUUUGCAAUUCUUGGUUUUUAUUUGUUCUCUCCUAACAAAUCGGACCCUUAUUUCAACACCUUGGAGAACAGUCUUGUGAAUCUCUUUGUUCUUCUGACUACUGCAAAUUUCCCUGAUGUGAUGAUGCCAUCAUAUUCCCGAAAUCCUUGGUCUUGUGUCUUCUUUAUUGUGUACCUUUCUAUUGAGCUGUACUUCAUUAUGAAUUUGAGACCUUCAGGAAUCUCUUUCAAGCAGUUUGAUGGGCUGAUGCGUUUUUAUAAACCUCGGAUGAACUCCAGAGAUCGCUACCUUACUUUCAAAGCACUGAAUCAAAGCAAUACUCCUUUAGUCAGUCUAAAGGACAUACACAAUUUCUAUGAAGUUGUUGGUUUAAAAUGGAAGGUAAGGAUUUUUUAAAAAAUGGUUCUUUGGAGGAGUUAAAUGGAGCCACGAACAGCAUUCCUCAUUUUUAAAGGCAUUAACAUACUGGUGAAUUCCCGAACCUUCCAGUACACCAUGUAUACUCUGGUGGCAGUGAAUGGCCUCUGGAUCUUAGUGGAGACCUUCAUGCUGCGAGAUGGAAUCUUCUCUCGAGAUGUCCCGUGGAGCUAUAUUGUCUUCCUUACAAUCUAUGGGGUAGAAGUGCUACUGAAGGUCACUGGACUGGGGCCUAUAGAGUACCUGUCUUCAGGCUGGAAUUUCUUUGAUUUUUCGGUUACCCUCUUUGCCUUCUUGGGUCUCCUGGCGCUGGCAUUUGACAUGAAGCCAUUCUACUUCAUUGUAGUUCUGCGGCCAUUGCAGUUGCUGAGGCUGUUCAAGCUGAAGAAACGCUACAGGAAUGUCUUGGAUACCAUGUUCGAGCUGCUUCCCAGAAUGGCCAGCCUGGGCUUAACCUUGCUUAUCUUCUAUUACUGUUUUGCCAUCAUUGGCAUGGAGUUCUUCUCAGGAAAACUUUACCCAAAUUGUUGCAACAGCAGCACAGUGGCAGAUGCCUAUCGCUGGGUGAACCGCACCAUUGGGAACAAGACGGUGGUGGAAGAAGGCUACUACUAUCUCAACAACUUUGACAACGUUUUGAACAGUUUUGUUACCCUGUUCGAGUUGACAGUCGUCAAUGACUGGUACAUCAUCAUGGAAGGGGUGACAUCAGAGACUUCUCAUUGGAGUCGCCUCUAUUUCAUGAUUUUCUACAUUGUGACCAUGGUAGUGAUGACCAUAAUUGUAGCCUUUAUAUUGGAUGCCUUUGUGUUCCGCAUGAACUAUACUCGGAAGAAUCGUGAUUCAGAAGAAGACAGUGGUAUUGUAUUAGAGAAGGAAGUCUCCAAGGAAGAAAUUACCUCAGUCGCAGAGCUGUAUGGGAGGAACGGCGCUGCCUCGGCUGCCAGCCAGCUUCUCAAGGUCGUUUCCCAGAUGGACAGGCACAGGCAAACAUCCAUGCUGUUUCUGGGACGGAGAUCAAGGACGAAAAGCGACUUGAGUAUGAGAAUGUAUGAGGAAGAGAUACAGGAAUGGUACGAAGAGCACACCCGGAAAGAAGAAAACCAGCUCCUAUGGCAAGAUGACGAGCAGCUGCUCAGCCAGCCCUUGCCUCCUUCGAGCCUCCGGCAGCGUGCUCAGACCAUUAUCUAGGCCAGGCUAACUCCAGCUGCUUCAGCCUGCGCAUUAACCAUUUCGUGUUCCCUUACUCUGCAAUGUACGUACUGUAUUAAUGCAUAGCGUAGAGGGGAAGCCAAACUUCUCCCGGCGUCCUUUUGGUUCAGGGGGUCCAGGAAGACAAGCAGCAGAAGCCUCCAGGGCUGAUUCUCCUCUUUGAGACAGACACUGCCAGGCAUCCUGGCCCAGAGCAGGAGGCUCCAGCGCACAUCUUGAAACCAGUUUGGUGGACUGGCCAAUAGACAAGGGUGAGAUGGUACUACUUACGAGUAGGGGGAUCCACCUGGUAUACUUUUGCAAUCUGUGUCACACAAAAGCAGGAAGCUUCCUUUUGCUAAUUCCCCAUAGGCAAUCCACUCUGUGUGGCGAAAUAAUACUGCCUUCCCAAGUCUCAGGUGCGUCCCAUUCUCCUUUGAGCAGCCACACGCCCAGCAUCCUGGAAUGACCACUAGCACUGACAUAAAUGGAGCGUGGCUGCCCAGUUCAUAACAGGACUGCUCCUCUCCUUUAAUGGUUCCCAUAUAAGAAAUUAGUUCCUGGCUUCAGUAAGCUGCGCAACACUCUGUCUCCCAAGGAGGUUUGUUUCUUGAUAGGCAUAAGCCACUUUCUUUUUUUAACUUACCACAGUCUGAAAACUGUUAUGCCAGGAUCCUCCUCUGAGGAAAAAUUUUGUCGUCCCUAAUGGUAUCUGUGGUGUACAAAAACCCAUCAGCUUACAUUAUGGUCCAGAGAGAAGUGUAAUAAUGUUGCUGAAGCUGCCUUGGCCGUGGCAGAUAUUAAAGCAAUAAAAGAGGGGGGGGGGAAUGGUCAGACUUGCAGUCCUUGCACGGGGCUUUUGGGUUGGGCCCAGUCGCUUCCUGCAUUCUGCAGAGAAAUCUCAACCCUUUUAUUAGUCUCAGGCACUCUCACAAUAGGAGAAAAGCGACAAGUGAGCCAUCUUGGCUGUGUUUAUUUGUGUGCAGCAUCCUUUAUCAGUCCCAGAAAGUAAUGGAAAACUGCCUUCCGAUAACAGAACAAAAUACUGCCUGCUUCCAGGCCGUUGCUGGAACCCCAGACAGCCAGCAUAAUUCUCUGCCAUCUGUAUUUUGCUAUUUUGAGUAUCCCUUACAAUAUAUAGGAGAAAGGAAUACAUGAAUUUGCUGAGGUGGACAAGCAGGGUAACUGUGUAACCCAAAGGUGUCUAAGUGAGGGGAUCUAAUAAUGGCAGGAGGAUAAUCCAUCACCUUUUGUUAUCACAACUUUUAGUUGCUAAUGGAAAAUGCCUUCUGCCUUUACUGUGGUGAAAGUGAAGUUUCCAAUUCAUCUCUUUAAAAGCCCUAAAAUGCCUUCUAUGAAGACCAACCACAAUAAUACACAGAAGCCGCCCUGCUUGUGGGGAAAGGAGCAGGAUAUAAGUUCAGUAAAUAAAUAAUAAUAAAUAGAACAAGUGUAUGAGCUUUGGAGUUCUGGAGAGCUCUUGAUCAGCCUGGAUGUUUGUUUUUAGAUCUAGAUUGGGGUCCCCCAGCAUGAUGUCUGCGGGUGCCGCGGUGCCUGCCAAGUAUUUUUAGAACAUGGGUGGGGCCAGGCGGGGUCUUUGCCCAGCAGGGUUUCGGAUUGGCAGUGCAGGUUUUUCUAAACAUUGCUUUGGCAGCAGCCGCCGCUUCCACAGCACAAGGAUCUUCAAACUGUGAGGAA